AAACUUACAUCUCAAAUGUAGCGGGUCAUUUUCUCGCGGCUAAACUGAAAAGAACAAAAAGAGCGGCGAAUAAACAGCCAAUGAUACGAACACGUGGUGCUCCAACAUUGUUUGAACGAGGUCUCAGCAGAAUAAACCGUUCCUCUUCAAACUGAUCACUCUCUUUUAUUCACUUCAUCACUCACACGUACAAAUGUAAUAUCACCUGCACCGAGUUUGUCACUCUGAUCACACUAAUGGCUUCUAGAAGGUUCCUCUCCUCCAUGCUCCGCUCAUCCUUACGUCACUCCUCCUCAAAAUUAAGCCCUAUUCACCGCCCUUCCCCUGCCGGCCACCUUCUCCACCGCGCCGUCAACUACGCCACCGCUGCGGCGGCGAAGGCGGCAGCGCCACCACAGAAAAAAUAUGUUCCUCCGACGGUUAAGGAUACCGGCGGUAAGGUCACCGAUCAGUACACCGGCGCCGGUGCAAUUGGGAGUGUAUGUCAGGUGAUCGGUGCUGUUGUGGAUGUUCGGUUUGAUGAAGGGCUGCCGCCUAUUUUGACGGCGUUAGAGGUGUUGGAUAAUGAUAUUAGACUGGUACUUGAGGUAGCUCAACAUUUGGGAGAAAAUAUGGUUAGGACUAUUGCUAUGGAUGGUACCGAAGGGCUUGUGCGUGGUCAAAGAGUCCUCAAUACUGGAUCACCUAUCACAGUGCCUGUUGGCAGGGAUACACUUGGUCGUAUUAUGAAUGUCAUUGGAGAGCCCAUUGAUGAAAGGGGUGAUAUAAAAACGGAACAUUUUCUCCCGAUUCACCGUGAAGCUCCAUCUUUUGUUGAGCAAGCAACUGAGCAACAGAUCCUUGUGACUGGAAUCAAGGUGGUGGAUCUACUAGCUCCGUAUCAAAGAGGUGGAAAGAUUGGACUUUUUGGUGGUGCAGGUGUUGGAAAGACAGUGCUUAUUAUGGAGCUUAUUAACAACGUUGCGAAGGCUCAUGGUGGUUUCUCAGUGUUUGCUGGUGUUGGUGAACGUACUCGGGAGGGUAACGAUUUGUACAGAGAAAUGAUUGAGAGUGGUGUUAUUAAGCUUGGUGACAAGCAGGGUGAAAGCAAAUGUGCGUUGGUAUAUGGUCAGAUGAAUGAACCUCCUGGUGCUCGUGCUCGUGUUGGGCUCACUGGGCUGACAGUUGCCGAACACUUCCGAGAUGCUGAAGGACAAGAUGUGCUCCUUUUCAUUGACAAUAUUUUUCGCUUCACUCAAGCCAACUCUGAGGUGUCUGCUCUGCUCGGUCGUAUUCCCUCUGCCGUCGGUUACCAGCCAACUUUGGCUACAGAUCUUGGAGGGCUUCAAGAGAGGAUUACUACGACCAAGAAGGGUUCUAUCACAUCAGUCCAAGCUAUCUAUGUGCCUGCUGAUGAUUUGACUGAUCCAGCCCCUGCUACCACCUUUGCUCACCUUGAUGCUACAACUGUGUUGUCUCGGCAGAUUUCUGAGCUUGGUAUUUAUCCUGCGGUGGAUCCUUUAGAUUCUACGUCCCGUAUGCUUUCUCCUCACAUCCUAGGUGAAGAUCAUUACAACACUGCACGAGGUGUACAAAAGGUUCUCCAGAACUACAAGAAUCUCCAGGAUAUUAUUGCCAUUCUGGGAAUGGAUGAACUGAGUGAAGAUGACAAAUUAACUGUUGCUCGUGCACGUAAAAUUCAGAGGUUCUUGAGCCAGCCUUUCCACGUUGCAGAAGUAUUUACUGGUGCCCCUGGAAAGUAUGUGGAGUUGAAAGAGAGCAUCCAAAGUUUUCAGGGUGUCCUGGAUGGGAAAUAUGAUGACCUAUCAGAGCAAUCGUUCUACAUGGUUGGGGGUAUAGAAGAAGUCAUUGCUAAGGCUGAGAAGAUAGCAAAGGAGUCAGCUAGUUGAUUAUUUAGCUGCAGUUUCUUGUUUCUCCUUUUGUUUUGUUUUUCCUAUUUGGAUAGAUAGCUCAUUAAAUGGUAGAGAGACUGGAGAUGCUCAAACGGCUUUUUAGUUCUUAUAAUUUAGUCUACACUAAGCAUUGGUUUAAUUCUCUUCUCCUCGUAGUUUUCUAGCUAAGUUGAUUUGAAAUGAGUUACAGGAUGUUAGAAGCUCAUUGCUUCUUUUCCAUGAUGCUCUUCAAUACUAUGGAUCAAUGUGUUUUGACC
Messenger RNA from Lycium barbarum (goji berry), 2149 nucleotides. Its product is annotated as ATP synthase subunit beta, mitochondrial. The record is from RefSeq and is a predicted model, not a curated record. The coding region runs from base 237 to 1889 and encodes 550 amino acids. Gene Ontology annotation, molecular function: ATP hydrolysis activity; proton-transporting ATP synthase activity, rotational mechanism; ATP binding. Lineage: Eukaryota; Viridiplantae; Streptophyta; Magnoliopsida; Solanales; Solanaceae. Gene Ontology annotation, biological process: proton transmembrane transport; proton motive force-driven mitochondrial ATP synthesis. The transcript has 9 exons.